AUGGCAGCUGAGGGUGCAUCGGCAAAUCUAAAAGCACUAGGGCACCAACUGGUGGAAAACAAAGUUUCAGUUCAUCUGGUCUACGACAAUCUCAAUCAGUACCAUCGUUUAUGGCGCCCAUCACUCGACAGUUGCACAUCACUAGAAAGUGGGACCGCUGCGACACUCAUUAUCCAGCAUGAUGUGGCAGAGGGGGCCUUUGACGGGAUUGAAUAUGAACGACGGCGAGCCUCAGUCCGAAGGGAACAAAUCACUUACGAGAAGAUCUGGGGUGACAUCCAAUUUGACCAUCUAGCCGCAAUUGGAGCCACCAAUAUCCUUCAGAUCCUUCUUGAAUAUCUUCCUGGCCUCGAACGACAUCGCGGCGCUGUUCAACAUUUGUAUAGCCAUCGUUUUGCGAAGCAUCCUGUCAAGAUUCAGAAGACCGAGUAUUACCCAAUGGAGACCAGUUCUUAUGAUGAAGUGCAAAAUAUUGGGAAUCGUGAAGUUCUAAAAGACCUCUUGGUGCGCCAACUUGGAGUCAAGCCAGAGGAGUUGGAUGGCCAGAUGAUUUCCAUAUCCGGCGAUUGCUCAAUGGCUGCAAAGCUCCGUUCCCUCAAGCGACAUACAUCUUGUGGACUUUCCUGGUUUACUUCUCAGAGAUUUGCACUUGUAUUGACGGAAUUAUGGCACAUGAGGUGGGCUUUCAUCAAAGGCAUCUUCCGGCUUCACUGGGCUCCAAGCACCAUGAAGGGUGACUCCGGUUUGCACAUCGCUGCGGAAAAACUCAGAUGCAAACUCAACUCCAGUGACCCGGAGUUUUAUCCAGCUGAAAGGCUUGUAGAAACUGUCCUUGCAACAAUGACUCUUCAUUAUGCAAGAGCCGUCCUUCGUCAGAAAGAAUCAUCCCUCUUCAUUUCCAACCUCAAUCGCCCACCACACCUAAUAGAAGAGCUUAAUCUCCAUUUGUCCCCUGGCCGCUUUCUCUGGACUUGUACCUUUGAUGAGCUACAUGAUGAGCUGAAUGCUGUGGUGAGCUUGAGCCCUGACGACUCAGAUGACAGCAGCGAUGCUGAUCAUAAUGGUGAGGAUGGAGUAUCAUCUUUACCAGCUGGUCAGAGUCAACAUCGCAGCAAGGACCACGAGAAUCUGGAUUGCUUUGAUGAUAGUGCCCCCCUAGAUUCCCCGAACACAAACACGGGUGGUGAUGUCCUCCUGUUCAACAACAUACUUCUCUACUGGGACAUGCUACUAUACUGGGAAUUUAGAUCAAGUAUAAAAGAUAGUGACAUUGGUCGAACUUUUGAGGUCAUUAAGUGGCUUUGUGUCUGGUUCUUUGGGGCUGGUGCGACAAAUUAUGGUCAAGAGUUACUGCACCAAGCCCUCGAUUUAUGGUUUCAUUUCACCGAAAAGAUGAAGGAUGCGGUUUUCAACAACUAUGUCAUUAGUCCAUCGGGCAGAGGUGAGGGUUACGAACGAGAUUUACUUCAAGAACACAACAACUUCUGGCUCAAGUGGGUCUUCAAUGGUCGCCUGGCAAAAUUCGAUUCUAGUUUUCUACGUGAGGCUGUUGCGCUGAACAUUGUGCCACUGAAAGAACUUGGGCAGACAAUCUUGCAAAAAUUUGGCCUCAGCAACAUAUAUUCUGGGCGCUCGAAGGCCAAUAUCCAGACAGACAUCAACUACCUUGGCCACUCCUAUCUUACACAGCAACACCAUAUUUACCAACCUGGCCGAGUCCAGUUGUUUUUGGCAAUGGACGGUAUUGAGCAAGGAACUGCAAAGCUCGAAGAGGGAGCAUUGCAAAAGUUUCUAGAUAAGCACUUUUAUCAAAAAUGA
Molecule: messenger RNA, 1818 nt
Organism: Cantharellus anzutake
Lineage: Eukaryota; Fungi; Basidiomycota; Agaricomycetes; Cantharellales; Hydnaceae
Exons: 4
Coding region: 1-1818 (605 amino acids)
Source: RefSeq, a predicted model, not a curated record